GUUUUAGAAGAUGGAAUCAGGAUCAUGGCACGUUGAGAGAAGAGAUACUUCAAGAGACGAGCCGUUCAGAGAUGUCGACAAUGCCGAAACUGGGUGUCUCUCCAUUGUUGUGCUCGGUGCUUCUGGCGAUCUCGCCAAGAAGAAGACCUUCCCGGCACUCUACAACCUCUUUCGGCAGGGAUUCCCCCCCGAUGAAGUUCACAUUUUUGGCUAUGCAAGGUCUAAGAUUUCGGAUGACGAGCUAAGAAAUCGCAUACGUGGGUAUCUUAGUAAUGAAAAAAGUGCUUCAUCAGAGAACUUGGAGAAUUUAAGAAAGUUUCUGCAACUGGUUAAAUAUGUAAGUGGUUCUUAUGAUUCUGAGGAAGGCUUUCGGCUGUUGGAUAAGGAAAUCUCAAAGCAGGAAUUAUCAAAAAAUACUGUGGAGGGAUCGUCUCGGAGACUUUUUUAUCUGGCACUUCCUCCAUCAGUUUAUCCAUCUGUCUGCAGGAUGAUCAGGCAUUUUUGCACGAAUAAAUCCGAUCUUGGUGGAUGGACAAGGAUUGUUGUUGAGAAGCCUUUUGGCAAAGAUUUGGAAUCUGCAGAGCAACUCAGUGCCCAGAUUGGAGAGUUAUUUGAAGAACCACAAAUUUACCGUAUAGACCACUAUUUGGGAAAGGAAUUGGUGCAGAAUAUGUUGGUUCUUCGAUUUGCAAAUCGCUUCUUCUUGCCCCUUUGGAAUCGUGACAACAUUGACAAUAUACAAAUUGUGUUCAGGGAGGAUUUUGGGACUGAAGGUCGUGGUGGAUAUUUUGAUGAAUAUGGGAUUAUUCGUGAUAUCAUUCAAAAUCAUCUGUUGCAGGUUCUUUGCCUAGUUGCCAUGGAAAAGCCAGUUUCUCUCAAACCUGAGCAUAUUCGGGAUGAGAAAGUGAAAGUUCUUCAAUCAGUUCUUCCAAUUAAGGAUGAAGAUGUUGUUCUUGGACAAUAUGAAGGCUAUAGGGAUGAUCCAACAGUUCCUGAUAACUCAAAUACUCCAACUUUUGCAACUGUAAUUCUGAGAAUAAACAAUGAAAGAUGGGAGGGUGUACCAUUUAUACUCAAGGCUGGGAAAGCAUUGGAUUCGAGAAAGGCAGACAUACGUGUUCAGUUUAAGGAUGUGCCUGGUGAUAUAUUCAAAUGUAAAAAACAGGGGAGAAAUGAGUUUGUAAUACGCCUUCAGCCUUCAGAAGCCAUGUACAUGAAGCUUACGGUCAAGAAGCCUGGACUGGAGAUGCUGACUAUCCAAAGUGAAUUAGACUUGUCGUAUAGGCAACGUUAUCAAGGGGUCACAAUCCCAGAGGCUUAUGAACGUCUAAUUCUUGACACAGUAAGAGGUGAUCAGCAGCAUUUUGUUCGCAGAGAUGAGUUGAGGGCGGCAUGGGAGAUCUUCACACCUCUUCUGCACAGAAUUGAUGGUGGAGAAAUGAAGCCGGCUCCAUACAAACCGGGGAGCCGAGGUCCUGCAGCAGCAGAUGAACUGCUAGAAAAAGCUGGUUAUGUUCAAACACAUGGCUAUAUAUGGAUCCCUCCCACCUUGUAGAGUGCUGUAUACCUGCAAAAAUGGACUCUGGUGUAUCCAUCCUGUUGCCUGCCGAUAUCAAGUUUGCAUGAAAAAUGGCUCUUUUACAUUAAUAAGCUUAAUGAAAGCAAUACAUAAGCAAGUAGUAUGACUCGAGCUUAAUAAGCUCUCUGAUCGGAACAAGUAGUAUGACUCGAGCUUUACAUAAGCAAUAUGAGACAAAUCUAUGCCCUUUCUGUAAUAAAUUGCUAAAGCUGCUUUUGACUUUGUAAUAUGAGUUUUCUUUGUACGCA
Molecule: messenger RNA, 1827 nt
Organism: Juglans microcarpa x Juglans regia
Lineage: Eukaryota; Viridiplantae; Streptophyta; Magnoliopsida; Fagales; Juglandaceae
Product: glucose-6-phosphate 1-dehydrogenase, cytoplasmic isoform-like
Biological process (GO): glucose metabolic process; pentose-phosphate shunt, oxidative branch
Cellular component (GO): cytosol
Molecular function (GO): NADP binding; glucose-6-phosphate dehydrogenase activity
Source: RefSeq, a predicted model, not a curated record